Molecule: messenger RNA, 483 nt
Organism: Ostertagia ostertagi
Lineage: Eukaryota; Metazoa; Nematoda; Chromadorea; Rhabditida; Trichostrongylidae
Source: the annotation of a GenBank genome assembly
AUGCCGCGACCUGAAUCCUAUCUCGUGGAUAUCCAAAAGGCACAAAGUGUUCCAGACAAGACUCGGUUCUGGCAGGACGUCGCAAGUGCGGCUGAGUCUGGUUGGGAUUUCUCGACGAGGUGGUUCGGAGACAAGCGAACCAUCUACACCAUAGAAACAAACAAUGUACUUCCUGUUGACCUCAACGCAUUCAUCUGCUGGAAUUAUGAACUACUGGAAUACUUUUUCGAGCGGAUAGGAAACCAAAAACUGGGAGUGUUGGAAUAUCCGGGUUGUUGUUCCACAUCGAUGAUCCGCGAUAGCGAAAGAGCAGUGGGAUUUCCCGAACGGUUUCAGUCCUUUGAAUCACAUGAUCGUCGAAGGAUUGAGGAAAAGCCAAAAUGCUCAGAUGCAAGAUGCGGCAUUCCAACUAGCUCAAAAGUGGCUCUCGGGCAACUUCAGAGUGUGGAAGGAGACGCAUCACAUGUGGGAGAAGGUCAGUAA